AUGCCGGAGAUGCUGAGUCAUUUGGCUGCGGGGAGGCAUAUAGUCUGUGAUAGAUACAUCUUCUCUGUCGUGGCCUACACUGCUAUGAAGGUGACUGUGGACUUUGAAUGGUGCAAGAGUGUGGACGUUGGUCUACCGAGGCCUGAUAUGGUCAUGUUCUUGGACAUAAGCCCGGAGGCAGCUGCUAAGGAAGGAGAGUAUGGUGAGGAGCGGUAUGAGAAGGAAUCGCAAAUGCAGUCUUUGCUGCAUCCUUUGAAUGCUCUACAUUCCGUGGAGGCUUGUCUUUGCUAA
Perkinsus marinus ATCC 50983 is the source of this 291-nucleotide messenger RNA. RefSeq names its product thymidylate kinase, putative. Gene Ontology annotation, biological process: dTDP biosynthetic process; dUDP biosynthetic process; dTTP biosynthetic process. The record is from RefSeq and is a predicted model, not a curated record. Gene Ontology annotation, cellular component: mitochondrion; cytoplasm; nucleus. The coding region runs from base 1 to 291 and encodes 96 amino acids. Gene Ontology annotation, molecular function: dTMP kinase activity. NCBI's taxonomy places the organism in Eukaryota, Perkinsozoa, Perkinsida, Perkinsidae. The transcript has 4 exons.